This is a messenger RNA of Diplodia corticola, 1164 nucleotides long. RefSeq names its product mitochondrial folate transporter carrier. Gene Ontology annotation, cellular component: mitochondrion. NCBI's taxonomy places the organism in Eukaryota, Fungi, Ascomycota, Dothideomycetes, Botryosphaeriales, Botryosphaeriaceae. The transcript has 2 exons. Gene Ontology annotation, molecular function: pyrimidine nucleotide transmembrane transporter activity. The coding region runs from base 1 to 1164 and encodes 387 amino acids. The record is from RefSeq and is a predicted model, not a curated record. Gene Ontology annotation, biological process: pyrimidine nucleotide import into mitochondrion.
AUGACGACUCCACCCUCCACCGCGCCUGCGCCCACCACCGCCGCCGACCACAAUGGCCGCACAAUGCCGAAGAGCGUAGCCGUCUAUUUCUCCCGUCUGCCGCCAUCUUCCAUCAAUAGUUUCUGCGGCGCUAUGGCCGGCGUAGCUUCUGGCAUUGUAACCUGCCCGCUCGACGUCAUUAAGACGAAACUGCAAGCACAGGGGGCCUUCCGCCGCCCUAACAACGGCGCAAAGCUCUCGCCCUCUAAAGCACUAUACCACGGCCUGUUCGGGACAGCGAGAGUGAUUUGGCGCGAGGAUGGCGUGCGUGGCAUGUAUCGAGGUCUCGGCCCCAUGCUGCUCGGAUACCUCCCAACAUGGGCGGUGUACAUGAGUGUGUACGAAGGGUCCAAAGACCUCUACUACAACAACAUAGACAACAAGUGGCUCGCCCGCGUCUGCGCGUCCAUCACGGCCGGCGCCUGCUCCACCAUAACAACAAACCCCAUCUGGGUCAUCAAGACCCGCCUCAUGUCGCAGGUCAGCUCACGCGCUUCUGAAGACGCGCGGCCCCCCUGGCACUACAAAGGGACUCUGGAUGCCGCCCGCAAGAUGUACCGUACUGAGGGGAUUCUGGCUUUCUACUCUGGUCUGGGCCCGGCUUUGCUUGGAUUGACACACGUUGCGAUCCAAUUUCCUCUCUACGAAUACUUCAAGACGCAGUUCACAGGACUGGAGAUGGGCCAGAACAUGGCCGGGGAAAGCGACACGCACACUAUUGGCAUCCUGGCGGCCACUUUCCUCAGUAAGAUUUGUGCGACGUCUGCAACAUACCCACACGAGGUUCUCAGAACGCGCCUGCAAACACAGCAGCGCACUCUACCAUCACACUCGCACGAGGACAUUUCUUUCAGGGGCGCACUGGAUGCGCGGAAUGCCAAGAGACAUCCGCAAGGUGCUGCAUCCUCCGAUGGCAUGGUCAACUUGCCCCGGUACCGCGGCCUGAUAAGGACAUGCAAAACAAUUCUUCGGGAAGAAGGUUGGCAGGCGUUUUACAACGGUAUGGGAACGAACAUGGUUCGUGCUGUCCCAGCAGCAAUGACUACAAUGUUGACGUUCGAGAUGUUGAAGAAAGCGUGCUAUGAGGUGCAGAAAGCAGGGUCGGCGUCGUUAGACGAGGAUUGA